Molecule: messenger RNA, 903 nt
Organism: Talaromyces marneffei
Lineage: Eukaryota; Fungi; Ascomycota; Eurotiomycetes; Eurotiales; Trichocomaceae
Exons: 2
Coding region: 1-903 (300 amino acids)
Source: RefSeq, a predicted model, not a curated record
AUGGCAUCACCGUCAACAAUAACAACAUCUGCUACAUCUGCAGUCCCAGCACUCACCACAACCUUCACUCCAGCCGCUUCCUGCCUCACAGAUCUAUACUUGAACAACAUCGUCUCCAACGGCUUCAUAUGGGAUUAUCGUCAACUCGGUCCAGCACCGACCGGCACAGAUUGCUACCCACCUAAGUUUGCUGCUACACCCUCCGCAUAUUUUUCACCUGGUAUAUGUCCCACUUCCUACACAAUCGCUUGCUCGACCGUGCUCAGUAUUGGCUCUUCCACAGAGACGAGAGCAACCUGUUGUCCAAGUUGUCAAGCGGACAAAACCGCGUGGCCAUGGUAUUCAACGGAUCUCUGCACGUAUGAAGGAUCGACGACGGGCACAUAUCUCUUUACUGCGCAAACAUCAAUUUCAACUGCUAUCGGUCUUGCGAACCUCAAUGCAUACGGUAUGGAGAUUAGAUGGCAGGCGUCCGAUACAUCUACGCCGGGCGCGACGAGCGCCCUCACAACAGCCUCUUCUGCUUUAUCCACGUCGGCGUCUGCAUCACCAGCUUCAACUGCCUUGUCUACUACUCCUACUCCUACGUCCACACCUACAUCUCCAUCCACAUCGUCUCUAUCCACAGGCGCAAAAGCAGGUAUUGGCAUUGGUGCCGCAGUCAGCGCUCUAUUGAUUCUUGCCGGUAUCAUAUUCUUUAUAAUUCGCCGCCGUCGCAAUAGCGCUGCCGCUAAUAAGCAAGAAAAUAUGGAUAUGCAUUUAACGCCGGCUCAAUUACAGCAGCAAGAAUAUUAUGUGGAAGCUGCAGCGGGUGAUGUGCGAAGUAAACCCCCGUAUCAUGAGUUGCCGACACAACCUAAGGAGAGGAAUCCUGUGGAGUUGAGCUCGGAAUCGUGGAGAUGA